Dentiscutata erythropus is the source of this 396-nucleotide messenger RNA. Lineage: Eukaryota; Fungi; Glomeromycota; Glomeromycetes; Diversisporales; Gigasporaceae. The record is from the annotation of a GenBank genome assembly.
AUGGAUCGUAAAGAAUAUCACAAGCCAUCUAAGCAAAUGCCUCGGCAUGAUAAACAAGAAAUUCACGUUUCUGCACCAGGUGCUGGUCCGUGGGCGGUUGGUAGUACCCAAGCCUGUAGUUGGUGGUCUAACAAUAUUAAAUCUGAUGCCAAGGUUGUCGUUGAGAUUAAAUCAACUUCCUCCGACAAAGCGGAAUGUGGAACUGGCACUUUAAUGUUCAAAAUCGGUAGCGAUUGGGACACCAGUGAAUCUUAUUACGCUUACGUCUAUCUCAAGGAAGACGAAACAUGCCAUGGUAAAGGUGGAGAGUUUAAACUUAUAGGUUCAUACGGAUACGGAUACGGAGAAAAGAAGGAUGAUUAUAAAUCAGAUGAUUACUCGAAGAAAACUUACUAA